Molecule: messenger RNA, 1426 nt
Organism: Alternaria alternata
Lineage: Eukaryota; Fungi; Ascomycota; Dothideomycetes; Pleosporales; Pleosporaceae
Product: short-chain dehydrogenase/reductase-like protein SDR
Exons: 2
Coding region: 330-1022 (230 amino acids)
Source: RefSeq, a predicted model, not a curated record
GCUUAAUCUUCUAUCCUACACCCCACGACCGAUGAUGGUUCUCGUCGCCAUAAUGUGGUGCUGCAGCUAGCUUGGGUAAGCAUUGUCGUAUGUAAGCCCUAUCCAGACAUGCAUGAACCCAGCCUAUGGGAUACGGACGGCCUGCAUAACCAUUAUUCAUAUGCAGCUAGAUAAUAGUGAGCGAGGCCAACGGAACUCUUGACGACAUUGUGAUUGGAAGCGUGUACUACGACCAGUGAGAAGUAUAAAGUCGAAGCGUCGCGCCAUAAACAGAGACUAGCUUUCCAUCGAGCAAAGUGUUAGAUACUCAACACCUCUAGCAUUCCGAGAUGACACGCACUCUUAUCCUUUUUGGCGCAGGACCUGGCAUCGGCGACAAUGUCGCCCUUCAAUUCGCGUCCAAAGGUAUCGAACACGUUAUUCUUCUUGCGCGCAACACAGAACGCCUCCAGAACGAAGAUGCGCCGUUCGUCACCAGGAGCACAUUCCCCGUCAAAGUCGACACACUCCGUAUCGAUCUCGCAGACGCAAAAUCCAUCCCAAGUGUACUCAAGCAGCUUGACAGCAUGACCUCAGGCGAAGACGUAGAAGUAGUGUUUUUCAACGCUGCUCGCAUAAAGCCAAGUGAAGUACUCGGUGUCAGUGUUGACGAGAUUGACGAGGAUUUCAAAACGAGCAACCUCGCCCUCUACGUUAUAGCACAGCAUUAUAUUCCCAAACUCCAGAGCCUGGCUAAGUCCAAUUCUACAUCCAAACCUGCGCUUUUCGUCACCAAUAGCCAUCUGCCUUGGGAUCCUAUACCGCAGCUGCUCUCGUUAAGCUUGACAAAGGCUUCGCAGAAGAAUAUGGUAGAGAGCUUCAACCGUGCUUUCAGCGACAGUGGUGUGCACAUCGGGCUGAUACAUAUUGAGGGAUCUGUGGCGCCUGAGAAUAAAGUGCUAAACCCGAAGACGAUUGCGGAGAGGACAAUCGCAUUCUGGGAGGGGAAGAAGGGCUUGGCUGUUCACAUCAAGGAGGAGUAAUGGCUGUGAUACAGGAUUAUUCAUUUCGAGGCGAUCUGCUGCAGUCGUUCAGGUUGCUCGGCUUAUCGUACAUCCUUUCUUGUACCACUUACUUCAUUACUUACUUUGCAUCUUUCCUGCCUUCAUGCACUGUUCCAAUCCUUCUGGGAAUAUAAUCCUAACGUUAUAGCUUCGUUCAGGAAUCUGCUUCAGCCUAUCAGCAUCCAUCGUCUUGCGAUCAGCUUUGUCGUUUGUCAAUCUACCUCGUCCUGUGCCCCGGAUCGCCAGUGAGCAGCGCACAAUCAUGCAGACUACUCCUCCUACAGAUUCCCAAGUCAGCACCGAGAGGGAAAACAUAGUAGGAGGUAUACUGUCAGGUAAACCAAAAGACAUAUAGAUGAUAUAGCAUAAUCCUUGCCUCGGAA